This is a messenger RNA of Bombyx mandarina (wild silkworm), 1649 nucleotides long. It is a transcript of the gene Iap, whose product is annotated as inhibitor of apoptosis protein. The record is from RefSeq and is a predicted model, not a curated record. Lineage: Eukaryota; Metazoa; Arthropoda; Insecta; Lepidoptera; Bombycidae. Gene Ontology annotation, cellular component: cytoplasm; nucleus. Gene Ontology annotation, molecular function: ubiquitin protein ligase activity; cysteine-type endopeptidase inhibitor activity involved in apoptotic process. Gene Ontology annotation, biological process: regulation of cell cycle; positive regulation of protein ubiquitination; negative regulation of apoptotic process.
AACGAUUAUCACCUAUCGGACUAGCAUAGAUUAUAUCGUAUUUCGCAUUAUAUCCGCGGCAUCUGGAACAGAACGCCGCCGUUUGUAAAUUGCCUUUUUCGUUCAUGAUCGUCUUCAGUACAAUACAUCCUAACAUUAUGUGUAUAUGCAAAAUAAUAUUCUGAAAAUGGAAUUCCCAUCGGAAAGACAAAAUAUAUAGUUUGUUUUAAAUUACUAAAAUGAAUCAGGAAAAUGAAUCGACCGAAGUAAAUUCAGAAAAUAUAGCAAGCACUUCAGGAGUUGCUAAAAAUGGAGCUGCCGCCACGUUGGUGAUGUUAAAAAAUGCGCGGGAUGCAAAAAUGCGACCUUUCAUUGGUCCGCUCAUGUUAUCCUCGUGCGAGUCUUCAACGACAUCCACACUCCCGUCACCUUCGUCGUCAGCUGAUAAAACGGAUAAUCACGACACAUUCAACUUCCUUCCUGAUAUGCCCGACAUGCGUCGUGAAGAGGAACGUCUGAAAACAUUUGAUCAGUGGCCCGUUACGUUUUUGACGCCGGAACAAUUGGCCCGCAACGGAUUCUACUACCUCGGUCGCGGCGACGAGGUGUGCUGUGCUUUCUGUAAGGUAGAAAUUAUGAGGUGGGUCGAAGGCGACGAUCCUGCCGCCGAUCAUCGGAGAUGGGCGCCCCAGUGUCCCUUUGUACGAAAACAAAUGUAUGCCAACGCUGGGGGAGAGGCGGCUGCUGUCGGUAGAGACGAAUGUGGGGCCAGUGCGGCCACGCAGCCUCCCCGCAUGCCCGGCCCCGUGCACGCGCGGUACUCCACCGAGGCCGCGCGGCUCGCCACCUUCAAGGACUGGCCGAGAUGUAUGCGCCAAAAACCCGAGGAACUGGCAGAGGCCGGAUUCUUCUAUACAGGCCAAGGUGACAAAACGAAAUGCUUCUAUUGCGACGGAGGGCUAAAAGAUUGGGAAAGCGAUGACGUUCCGUGGGAACAGCACGCCAGAUGGUUCGACCGCUGCGCGUACGUGCAAUUGGUGAAAGGACGUGACUACAUUCAGAAGGUGAAGUCGGAGGCCACUGCGAUAUCUGCUAGCGAAGAAGAACAGGCCGCCACCAAUGAUUCGACUAAGAACGUCGCUCAAGAGGGCGAGAAACAUUUGGAUGACUCUAAAAUAUGUAAAAUAUGUUAUUCCGAGGAGCGUAACGUGUGCUUCGUGCCGUGCGGCCACGUGGUGGCGUGCGCCAAGUGCGCGCUGUCGACGGACAAGUGCCCGAUGUGUCGCAGGACGUUCACGAAUGCGGUGCGGCUCUACUUCUCGUGAAAGGACCCUCCUCGCGAGCUGUAUACUAGUCACUUCACCGGGCGGCCCUGAAGCGUGCUGAAACCACCCUUCGAACGAAACCGCGUAUCCUGUGAUUUUUACAUUAAAUAAAUUUACAAAUUGAUAGCGGUGGGGCAAUGUAUAGGAACUCGUCAGAACUCGCGAGUUGACGUGCAGGAAGGAGUUAGUGAUUUGUAAACUUGUAAACUGAUGUUGAAAUGAUUUUAUUUAUUAUUUAAAAUUCUAAUGACAAAGUGUAAGUAAAUAAAUGUACAUAUUAUUUUAGAUUAUCAAUUUGUCCCACCGACAAAAGUGAAAUGUACAUAGGUGUUUUCAUAUCACUUC